Molecule: messenger RNA, 691 nt
Organism: Cetraspora pellucida
Lineage: Eukaryota; Fungi; Glomeromycota; Glomeromycetes; Diversisporales; Gigasporaceae
Source: the annotation of a GenBank genome assembly
AUGCCAUAUAAAGGUAAACAAGUUGCUCAACCUAUUACUACAAAUCCUUUUAUGAUUGCAGCACAGACAAAACAACAAUAUAGAUAUAUAUUAAUGGAUAGUGAAGAUAAAAUAAAUACUACGAAUACUACAAGUUCUCUAAAUAAUAAUUAUGAAAAUUCUAAAUCUAAAUUACUACAUUUAUUAAGAAAAAAUCUUAAAUUUAACCAAACUUGGUUGAUUACAUAUUCCUGGUUAUCAGGAUGUAACAACUUUAAAGAACAAUUACUCAAAUGGCAUCUUGAUACUAAAGAUUACCAGAAAACUUUAAAAACACAAUUAGUAGUACAAUUAAACAUAGUUACUAGUUUUACAAAACAUUCUUAUACUAAUAAUCAUGCUAAAAGAGACUUUAUUGAAGCGAUUGGAAAAGUAAUUGAAGAAGAGAUUUGCUAUGAGAUUCCUAUUGUAUUCAAACAUAUUAUUUCUAAUAUUUCAGUAAACCAAUUUGUUGGAUUAAUUGAAUUAAAAGAUUAUAGCACCAAUAGAAUUAUAGAAGAAUUAAAUAAAUUUUUUAAAGUUAAAAAUCUUCCAAUUUUAACAUUAGGUCAUUUUGGUAGUGAUAGAGCAUCAGUUAUGCUAGAUGUUCCUAAUUUUAUACAACAAUUUGCAAUACGUUUAGGUCAAUAUACCAAAGAUCAAAAUCCCAAAG